This is a messenger RNA of Arabis nemorensis, 525 nucleotides long. The record is from the annotation of a GenBank genome assembly. NCBI's taxonomy places the organism in Eukaryota, Viridiplantae, Streptophyta, Magnoliopsida, Brassicales, Brassicaceae.
AUGGGUUUGGUUACAGAGGAGGUGAGAGCUAAGGCAGAGAUGUACACCGGAGAUGAGAUAUGCAGAGAGAAGACAAAAUGUUUCCUCAAGGAAAUAUCUAUGCCCAAUGGUUUAUUACCAUUGAAGGACAUAGAAGAGGUUGGGUACGACAGAGAGUCAGGUGUUGUGUGGCUCAAGCAGAAACAGAGCAUCACUCACAAGUUUGAAGAGAUUGACAAGCUUGUCUCAUAUGGAACCGAGGUCACUGCCGUGGUUGAGACCGGGAGGAUCAAGAAGCUUACUGGAGUCAAGGCCAAGGAGCUUCUUAUUUGGAUCACUAUCAAUGAGAUCUAUACAGAGGACUCAGGAAAGAUCACAUUCAAGACACCGACCACACUGUCCAGGACUUUCCCAGUUUCUGCUUUUACGGUCCCAGAAGAAGUGGAGCCAGCCAAGGAAGAACCUGCCAAGGAGAAGAGCAGUGAAGCCGCCGAGGUCAAUGAGGCUGUUCUAAUCAAGGAGCCUGUUGCAGUCAAAGAGGCCUAA